GGAGACUAGACUGGCUGACUGGCUCAGAGUCUGGCUUUUGCUUUUACAACUCAUAAUGUCAACAGAAAACGGAAAGUCUACACCGUCAAACAGGCCAGAUUCAGAAGCUGAUGACAUAGAGGAGCCGAAAAGCACAGUAAAUAUUCAGAUGAAGAAAGAAUCACACGAUGAAGAUGAAGCAGCAGGAGAGGUUGAAAAAAGAAGUGAACCACCCAGUGAACAAGAGGAUACUGCUGAUUCACAAGUUUACACAGCCACAUCAUUGCCUACCAUUCCCAAAGAGACCAGAAACAAAACUCACCCGCUGGUCCUUGAUUGGGCUUAUGGCAUCAACUCAACCCUACCUGUUUUCAGCCUGCAGGAUAAAGACCGGCUUGUCAUCAUCUAUGCUUGUGCUCACGUUGCUGUCAUUUAUGAUCACACUUCUAAAUCUCAGUACCUGUUACAAGGCCACUGCAGUCCAAUCACAUCUCUGUGUACAAGUGAAGACAGACGUUGGCUCGUGACUGCUGACAUGGGCCAAGAGAGUCUUGUUAUCAUAUGGGAUGGUUAUACAGGGAUUCCUGUGAAGACAUUGUUUGAUUGUCAUCCAGAGGGUGGAGUCUGCCUUGCACUGUCAAAAGAUUCAAAAUAUCUUGUGACUGUUGGUGCUGGACCAGUACAGCGAGUGUGUAUUUGGAACUGGACAGAUGAAAGCGAAAAGCCAGCAUGUCAAAUUGACCUCAACCCAAAAUACGGUUGCCAGAAACAAAUACUUUUCAAUACCUCUGACAGCACACAGCUGGUCAGCAACAGCAGCUCUCAGGUUCUCUUCUACAACUGGGAAAGGGGACAUCUGGAAUACUCUGCACCUGAAGUUACUGAUAAGACCUUCAAUGCAGUGAUAGGUUCUCUGAGCCAGUCCGUCUUCCACUACGAUGGCGUGCAGGCUUUUACAGCCACCUCAGAUGGGAAUAUAAUUCUCUGGGACAAGCAAACGGAGUCUGUCUCUCGUCAACCCAUAGUGAGGAAUGCCAUAAAACUAGUUUCUCUGCAGAAGGAAGCAAUCACUGUAUUGACUCUGAUUGACAGUUUUAUAGUAACAGGCGAUGUGAAUGGACACAUCAAAUUCUACGAUGGAAAUCUCAAGCUUGUCAACUUGUACAAUGAGUUUAGCUUGGAUCCCAUCAGAUCCAUCUCCUUUUCUAAAGAAAGGCCCUCCAAUAGCAGCCUGGAAUAUCCAAAAGACUGCACGCUGGAUGCCAAGCCAUUUGUCAUGAGAAAUGUUGUCCUCUCUACAACUCAUGCAACUGUAGUACAUGUAAACACACAGACAAAUGUUCCUAAGAGCCUUCUGCGGGAACAUGCAGAACCUCUGCAAGCAGUUGCCUGCCAUCCUAAACAACCAUUGGUAGCUAUGGGCAGCCACAGCGGCACCAUUAAGGUAUGGGAUUAUGAGCAUAAAGAGGCCGUCUGCAGCAGAGUCUUCCUGUCCCACAAACAGAUCCAGUGCAUUACCUAUGAUCCACAAGGUUUUUACCUGGCAGUUGGUUUUGCUAGCGGGGCUUUGCAGAUUGUUGAUGCCUGUACACUUUACAAUGAUGGUAAAGAAUGUUUACAGUUCACUCAGGACAGCAUUACUCAUCUAACCUUCUCUCAGGACUCACGAUAUCUGGCUGCUGCGGACACAGGAAAAGCUGUGACGUUGUUAUGUCUAUGUGAAGAGGGGACUCAGGAGAUAUGGAAGUACCAGGGCAGACACCACUCACAUUAUAAACCCAUCCAGGACCUGCUGUUUGGAGUAGAUUUAGAUAGCAAUCAGCCUCGACUGCUCUCUCUUGGCAUGGAUCGCAGGCUGGUGGAGUAUGAUCUGCAGAGCAGUGGUGAAAACGAGUUGUUGAUUUUGAGUUGCGAUCGAAUCGAGCAGAGCGCUGUGCCCACAUGCAUGGUGUGGUAUCCUCCUCUGACGCCCGAAAACUUUCUUCUUACAGCCUCCAACCUUUAUAAGAUGAAGCUCUUCAAUGCGACCUCCAAAAUGUGCAGAAAAACACUCUCUGCACCCUCUUAUGGCUCUCCAGUGAAAAAGAUGGUCAUCCUACCUGCAUCCAAAGAUGGCGACUGUAAUUCCCGCUACAUGGCUUAUAUAACAGAAGAUAAGGUUGGCAUUCAGAUUCUGCCUCUGGAUGGAAAUCCUCACAAGUCCUUUGUAAUGAUCUGUCACUCAACAGGUGUCUCCACUCUUGCUUGCUCAUAUGAUGGUAGAUAUGUUUUCACUGCUGGAGGAAAAGACUGCACUGUCUUUUCAUGGGAGCUCAAUUUGCUAUCAUUGGAGGCAUCUGCUGUUCUAGGAGGAAAAGGCAUGUUGCCCUUCUAUGAUCUACUGGAGGGAGGAAGAGAUGGUCUGCUAUUUAAGGAGAUGGAGGAAUAUUUUUACUACUGUCAGCUACAGGAUCAAAACCUUGACUCUAUGGAAACCCGGCUUGUGUCCACACGCAUCCCUCUUGUUGAUGUGCCCUUCUUAAUGCGAGCCCUUGGCUUCUAUCCCACAGAGCAAGAGCUGGAAGACAUGCAAAAUGAGGUGAAGUUCAGCCGCUAUGCUGAGACCAGAAAUUAUGUGACAGACAUCGAUCUGGAGGAGUUCAUUAGGCUGUAUGUCAACCACAGACCUGCCUCUGGCAUUUCCAGGCAGGAGCUGUGCAAUGCCUUCCAGGUGCUUGGAAAGCCAGACGAGGAGGGCAGGUAUAAUAUUGACAGAGAUGAACUGCUUGAGCUACUGCAGGCUAGAGGCGAACAUAUGACUGAAGAUGACUUGGCUGAAUGCUUUACAACUCUUUUAGCUGCUAGUCCAGAUGGAGGCAAUUGCACAGAGUCUCUGUUGGAAAGUGUGCUUCCAGCUGAAAUCACCAUGGACGCAUUUGCCUCAGAUAUAUUGGGCUUUUCUGUCGCCACCCAGGAGCUCCAUCAAGAACACGGACAGGAGUCAUAAUAUAUUUAAAUUUCCUUGCUUACGUUUAUACGUUAUCAAUAAGUAAUGUAUUUUAAAACAGAUAGUCUGUUGUUGUGUGGUUACCGAGCUGUUGUAUUAUAUUUUGCGUUUAUUACGU
Danio aesculapii is the source of this 3083-nucleotide messenger RNA. RefSeq names its product cilia and flagella associated protein 251 (gene cfap251). The record is from RefSeq and is a predicted model, not a curated record. Gene Ontology annotation, cellular component: sperm flagellum. Gene Ontology annotation, molecular function: protein binding. Lineage: Eukaryota; Metazoa; Chordata; Actinopteri; Cypriniformes; Danionidae.